Messenger RNA from Pogona vitticeps (central bearded dragon), 3599 nucleotides. It is a transcript of the gene ACAD11, whose product is annotated as acyl-CoA dehydrogenase family member 11. Gene Ontology annotation, molecular function: acyl-CoA dehydrogenase activity; flavin adenine dinucleotide binding. NCBI's taxonomy places the organism in Eukaryota, Metazoa, Chordata, Lepidosauria, Squamata, Agamidae. The record is from RefSeq and is a predicted model, not a curated record. Gene Ontology annotation, biological process: fatty acid beta-oxidation using acyl-CoA dehydrogenase. Gene Ontology annotation, cellular component: mitochondrion; cytoplasm.
UUCGCCCCGCCCCCAUUGUGUCCCCCAUUUAAUCAGGUUGGCAUGAGGGCUGCAAAAGCCUUUCAGCUCCGGCAAACGAAGGGAAAACUGAGGGAGAGGCGACGGUUGCCUGAAGGCUUUCCAGAGGCCCUACGUUGUUUGCCUCAAGGGGCGAUUCUUGGUCUUGAGAUGAGGAGGAGGCUGCCUUCGCUCCCUCUCCCAAUUCCCCCGAAGGUGGAGGCGGCCCGCUCUGGUCGUGACGAGGAUCGGUAGCUGAGGCGCGGCGACCUUUGCCUCAGAGAGGCAUCGUUUGGGGAAGGCAGGCGGCGGCGGCGGCGGCAGGGGCAGGAGGAGCGGCCGCGCCUACGCGGGCGAGAGAGAAAGCGCCUGAAGAUGGCCAGCGAGACCGACACGACUGAAGUGAGGGAACGGCACAGGUUUGACCAAGGAGCCUUGGAGAGAUACCUCCGCCAGCAUCUGCCAGGCUUCCCUCCGCAGCCUUCCGAAGCUCUGACGGUCCGGCAGUACAGCUCAGGGCAGUCAAACCCAACUUUCUACUUGAAAAAAGGCGUGAGAACCUAUGUCCUCAGGAAGAAGCCCCAUGGUCCUCUCCUACCUCGGGCCCACAAGGUUGACAGGGAAUAUCAGGUUCAGAAAGCCUUGUUUGCAUCUGGAUUUCCAGUUCCUGAACCCCUUUUAUAUUGCAAUGAUAGUUCUGUAAUUGGAACAGAAUUCUAUGUGAUGCAGCAUGUACAGGGUCGUAUUUUUCGAAACAUAGCACUACCUGAAGUAAGCCCAGCAGAAAGAUCUGCCCUGUAUGUGGCUCUAAUAGAAACUCUGGCCCGACUGCAUUCAUUUGAUGUGAAGUCAAUGGGACUUCAAGAUUAUGGACGAGGACCAGGUUACUGUAAGAGACAGGUAUCUGCAUGGAAAAGACAGUACCAAGCAGCCACUCAUACUGACAUCCCGGCUAUGAAUGAGUUAGCAGAAUGGUUAAGAAAUAACAUUCCAGCUGAUGAUUAUGAAGAAAAACUGGUUCACGGAGAUUUUAGAUUAGAUAAUGUAAUAUUUCAUCCAAGAGAGGCUCGUAUCAUAGCAGUUCUGGACUGGGAACUUUCAACUAUUGGGCAUCCUCUGGCAGACUUGGCUUAUAUUCUUGCUUUCUACCUUUGGCCUAGAACUCUUGCACGUGUGCACACACAGAAUUUACAGAGUAUAUGUGGCAUUGCAGGAAUUCCUUCAUUUGAAGAACUGACGAUGGUUUACUCUCGCUGCAGGGGUACCAGCAUUAACUUGUCCAACCUGAAUUUUUUUCUUUCACUUUCAUAUUUUAAACUUGCUUCAAUCAGCCAGGGUAUAUAUGCCAGAUAUAACUUGGGAAAUUCCUCUGCAGAAACCAGCUCUCAAUAUGGCAAGCUGGUGAAACCCUUGGCAGAAACCGGAUUACAGUUAACAAAAAAAACACAGUUGACCACUGACAUUCAGCCUUGUAGUGGAGGAGAAUUGUUUUGCCAGUCCAAAGAAGGCAGAGAAGUACUCCAGAAAGUGAAGGAGUUCAUGGAAAAAUAUGUUUUUCCAGCAGAAAAGGAAAUGGUAGAAUAUUAUGCCAAAACUAAGCAUUCACCAGAUGCAUGGAAAAAGCCUGCUGUGAUUGAAAGUCUGAAGGCACAGGCCAAAGCAGAGGGGCUCUGGAACCUUUUCCUGCCAGCGAUUAGUGGUCUUGGCCAGGUUGACUAUGCGUUAAUUGCAGAAGAGACAGGAAAGUGCUACUUUGCUCCUGAGGUCUUCAACUGUCAAGCACCAGACACAGGAAACAUGGAGGUCCUGCACUUGUAUGGGACAGAAGAACAGAAGAAACAAUGGCUGGAUCCUCUCCUGGAUGGGACAAUUAAUUCUUGUUUCUGCAUGACAGAACCUGAUGUUGCUUCCAGCGAUGCUACCAAUAUCCAGUGCAGCCUUCAGAGAGAUGGAGACAGCUAUAUAAUUAAUGGCAGGAAGUGGUGGAGCAGUGGAGCUGGAAAUCCAAACUGCAAAUUUGCUAUUGUGAUGGUCAAAGAUAAAAAUACAUCCGCAUCCAGAUAUAAGCAGCACAGUAUGAUAAUUGUGCCAAUGGAUACACCCGGAGUAAAACUUGUAAGGCCUCUUUCAGUUUUUGGAUAUCUUGAUUAUUUUCACGGGGGACAUUUCGAAGUCCAUUUUAACAACGUUCGAGUGCCAGCCUCCAAUUUAAUACUUGGAGAAGGAAGAGGAUUUGAAAUAGCACAAGGAAGACUUGGUCCAGGCCGCAUCCACCAUUGUAUGCGAUCAAUAGGCGCGGCUGAAACUGCUCUACGGAUCCUGUGUGAGCGUGCAGCACAGAGGACAACAUUCAGCAAGAAGUUGUACCACCAUGAAGUUGUGGCUCACUGGAUUGCAGAAUGCCGUAUCGCUAUUGAACAGGCAAGACUGCUUACGCUGAAAGCGGCCAACAAAAUAGAUACACUGGGCAGCAAAGAAGCCAGAAAAGAGGUUGCUAUGAUCAAAGUAGUAGCACCCCGAGCAGUCCUGAAAGUGAUUGAUUGUGCCAUUCAAGUGUGUGGAGGUGCUGGAUUCUCUGAAGACUUCCCAUUAGCACAAAUGUUUGCUCAUAUUCGAACAUUACGUGUAGCUGAUGGACCUGACGAAGUUCACCUCUCGGCAAUCGCAAAGGUAGAAUUGCUCGAUCAAGCCAAGCGGCUAAAUGCCCAUCUUUAACAUUAGCUUCUGUUUGGUUGCUGCAGCAGAGCAAUUUGUGGUUCUGAUCUUUUCUUCUGCUAAAACUUAAACUGGAAACAUCUCCCAGUGAAAAAUGAUAGAAGCUAACUGAAAUGUGGACAUUCCAAUUUUGACAUAGCUCACCUCCAUCUCCAAAUGUUCUGAUUGUGAAACUGCCAAUUUUAGAUUUUUCUUACCUAAGCUUUAACUUGACAGUACUCAUUACUUUUGCUACUGCUGUAAUUCCUGUACACAAAAUGGCUUCACUAAAACAGGUGUAAUCCUGAUAUUUUACUUUUUGGGUCAUUUAAUCCAAAUACUCCUAAAAGAGGAGACACUGAAGACUUGCCUCAAUGCAAUUUGAAAUCUUCUCUGGCAGUUGGGAUUGCAAACAAUUUUCAGUAUGAAUAUUCCUGCUUACUGGCACAGCGGAUCUUAUAUAAGGUACUGUAUUCCUGUAACAUUUAAUUAAUGGUAAUAAAAAGGCACGGUAAUAAAAAGGCAUGGACACACAGCCAUUAGUUUACUUCAUUUGAAAUGUAUUAAAUAAAUUAUCCAGUUAACAGGAUACUCUACUAAUCAUAAUCAAAAUUCUGCAGUGCCACAGAAAAGGCACCUUUUAUGUCCUAGUCUAUGUUGCCUUGAAUAGUCUGAGAGAAAGGUGGUUUAUAAACUUAAAGAUGACUUCUCAUGACAAAAAAUACCAGGGGGACAUUCAUCAUCAUUAGUACUAAGAACAGGAAAUGUGUUAUUUUAUUUUUUAAAUGCUGUUUUAAAUACAUAUCCAUUGCUCUUCUUAAUUUACCAGCAGUGAAUCUAGUUGUAUUAAAAUACAAAAAUAUAUUCAACUAUAACUAUUAAACAAAUGCUAUUUUUAACAUCCUGGA